Arabis nemorensis is the source of this 696-nucleotide messenger RNA. The record is from the annotation of a GenBank genome assembly. NCBI's taxonomy places the organism in Eukaryota, Viridiplantae, Streptophyta, Magnoliopsida, Brassicales, Brassicaceae.
AUGAGACCCACCGCCUGGAGAAGAGAGAGGACACAACGCAAGAGGUAUGCUAGACAGCAGAGACGUCUAGAGCUAGAAGAACAUGAUAGAGAUUUGACGCACCUUGAGAUUCUCCGGGUUGCUUUCAGGUUCUUCAACAAUUUCAAGAGUCUUGUGGUCAAUAACAUCUUUAGCUCCGAGCAAAGCAAGGAGAGCAGGGAAUUCUUCAGUCAAUUAAAACACGAAGAAGCUUUGAGGAUUUUAGAAGUCGAGCUCGGUUUGAUCUAUGAAGGUUUAUACACAAAAGUCUCGGUUCUUCAUACUUGGAUUCGAACCAUAGCCUUGGGAUCUCUUCUGUCAGCCUUCUUCAUCUUUCAUUAUAGACCCAAGAAAAGCCACGAGUUUCAUGGAGCCGAUGUUGUGAUCACCUACACUCUGUUCUUAGUUGGAAUAGCUCUGGAUUUUGUAUCUAUCCUCAUGGUCCUGCCAUCCGACUGGACAUUUGCUGUCGUCAGGGUUUCACAGAUAGACCCCGCACUCAACUGGUUCCUUGGUUUAAAGAAGCUGCACUGGAAGAUGCAAAAAUGCUGUAUGGGAGUCGAGCACGAGGUUCUUCACACUCCGUUUCUACUCCAAAGGAAGCCUCAACCUGUUCAACUUCAUUACAUACUCUGUGAAAGCAGCAGAUAUAGAGAGAAUCCAUGGCGCCAAAGGUAG